AUGUUGAGAAAUCUGCUUCUUCUAACUCUGGCGUCUUUCGCUUUGAGCCAAGAUGUUCCGCCUACGAAUGCCAGUGCCACUGAUGAUGAGAUGGGGCCUGCCGCCUUCAUGUGGCCUCCAGACCGUGUCUGGUCGGGAGAUGUAGAUAACCGGGCUCCCUGUGGCUCACGUACCAGCGCUGGCAAUAGAACCGAGUUUCCCUUGACUGGCGGUGCCAUAUCCCUCGUCGCACAAGACGAUUACUACAACAGCAAGAUCAGUAUCUCGUAUAAGGAUGAUCCCGCCUCAAACAGUGACUUUCAAACCCUCAUCCAGGACAAAUCUAUCGCAGACCUAAACCCUGGGCACAGCUGCGUUCAAGUCCCCGAUGCUCCAUCCAGCGUCUCAGCAGGCGACAACGCAACAAUUCAGAUCAUCUACAAAGCUGACUGGGACGCUCCUCAUAACCAAACCUUCUACGCCUGCGCGGACAUUACGUUCGUCUCAAAGGCUGACUUUGACUUCAGAAUUCCUUGCUUCAAUGCCACUGAGCCGGGUGAUGAUGAUAAAGCAGCUGGUGUAACGGGUGAAGCUAACCCUACUGCUACGCAUUUACAUGACGCGUCCGAAAGCUCUGAAGCUGCGGAAAAGAGUAGUGGCGAGGGCGGUUUGAGUGGGGGAGCUAUUGCUGGUAUUGUGGUUGGCUCUGUGGUGGGCGUCUUGUUGAUUGCUGGUGCGGGCUUGUUCUUCUGGCGAAAGAAGCAGCAGGCAAAGAGGAACUCGAGGAUUGCGCGCAUGGAGGAUAAUGCGAGGAAGCAUCAGCUUGCGACAGACGGUUCACAGCCCAGUCUGAAUGCCUAG
This is a messenger RNA of Fusarium coffeatum, 840 nucleotides long. RefSeq lists its product as uncharacterized. Bases 1 to 840 code for a protein of 279 amino acids. The record is from RefSeq and is a predicted model, not a curated record. Lineage: Eukaryota; Fungi; Ascomycota; Sordariomycetes; Hypocreales; Nectriaceae. The transcript is spliced from 3 exons.